This is a messenger RNA of Prinia subflava (tawny-flanked prinia), 1701 nucleotides long. It is a transcript of the gene TMEM51, whose product is annotated as transmembrane protein 51. The record is from RefSeq and is a predicted model, not a curated record. The transcript is spliced from 3 exons. Lineage: Eukaryota; Metazoa; Chordata; Aves; Passeriformes; Cisticolidae. The coding region runs from base 225 to 974 and encodes 249 amino acids.
GUCCCGGUUCCGCCCCCCGCCCUGCCCCGGUUCCCGGAAAGGAUCCCGGUGCCCGGGGCCGGGGCACGGCGGGGCCGGGCCGGGAAGCGCCGCCCCGGGAGGGCCGGGCCGGGAGGGCGGAGCGGCCCCGCAGGACCCGCCGCGGCCGCGCCGGAGAGCUCCCUGCCCAUGCCAGCGGCGCCACGGCCGCCCGGGCCCCGCCGUGACGUGGGGACAGCGCGGCCAUGGCGCAGUCCCGGCCCAACGGCUCCCACUACGCCCUGACGGCCAUCGGGCUGGGCAUGCUGGUGCUGGGCAUCAUCAUGGCCGUGUGGAACCUGGUGCCCGGCUUCGGCCCGCCCGGCAAGCCCGGCGGCAACAGCAGCCGGCCGGACCGUGGCUCCGGCGGCGCGCUCCGGAGCAAGACCUUCUCGGUGGCCUACGUGCUGGUGGGCGCCGGGCUGCUGCUGCUGCUGCUCUCGCUCUGCCUCAGCGUGCGCGACAAGAAGAGGCAGGGCCAGGAGCUGGCGGCGGCCCACGUGCAGCGCCAGGCGGCGGCGGAGCCCUCGCAGCAGGAGGACAGUCAAGAAGAGGACGAAGACGUCUCUUCCCAGUACUACGUGCCCAGCUACGAGGAGGUGAUGAACACGGGCUACUCUGAGCCCAGAGACUCGGACAGGAGCACCAGGCUCAGCGUGUCCCUGCCCUCCUACGAGUCCCUGGCGGGGCUGGAGGAGGGCGGCGCGGCGCCGGGCGCGGCGGGCGUGGAGCCGGGCGCGGAGAGGCCGCCCAGCCGGCACAGCUCCCGCCUCAGCAAGCGCCUCAAGCCCCUCAAGGUGCGCAGGAUCAAGUCCGAGAAGCUGCACCUCAAGGACAUCAGGCUCAACCUGGCGCAGAGCAACAGCAGCGUCCCCGUGACGAUAGAGCCUCUCACCCCUCCGCCCAAGUAUGAGGAGAUCCAGGAGAAAAUGCCAGUGAGCCAGCAAAUGCCUUAAAAAAAAAAAGAGGAAGCUGUGAUGCUGCUUGGUUAAGGGUUUUCUAAACCCCACCGUGCCAAGAGGGGCUUGGCAUGGGGGUGGAAAAGCAGCCAGGGCUCCCUGGGAGCUGCCACAUGGAGGACGUGCUGUGGCACAAGGAUGGGACUCAUUUUCCCUGGGACUGGGUUUUGCAAAAGCCUGUGGGGAAAGAAGCCUGAGCACCACAAGUUCUGCUGCUGUGAAGUAAAUGAAGGCUGGACGUGCCUAAACUGUCACUUGUGGUGUUUGAUACGAGACCACCCAGAGCAUCCUCUCAUCUCCUCUCCCCCUUGCCUCCAGCAAGACUUUUCCAAGCCACCAAACUGAUGUUGCAGAAGGAUUUUCCAAGUGGAAAAGUGAAAUGUUUCUUUUUUUGGCUGUCUUUUCUUUCUGAGGAAGGGGAAGCACGUUGCCAGAGCAGCACCACGGCUUUCCCUGGCUCCCAACUGGGCUGAGCUGGUGGCUCAGAGCCAGCCCUGACUCCUGCCAAGGUCUCUUCUGGCUGGUGGGAAGCAGCUGAAAGGGGCCUCCUGCUCCUCAGGGAGAGCACGGAUUUCUUCCUCUGUUGCUUUCCCUGUUGUGUUUUGUGCUCCUUUCGAGGCAAGUGGGUGACUGGGAGGCGUUGGGACCUGCAUGUGCCAGGGGUGAAACCACUGCUGAGCAUCCUGUGCAGGCAGGCUGGUCUGAAUAAAUGUUUUGUACGUUG